This is a messenger RNA of Mollisia scopiformis, 947 nucleotides long. RefSeq names its product ribosomal protein S5. The coding region runs from base 103 to 900 and encodes 265 amino acids. Gene Ontology annotation, molecular function: structural constituent of ribosome; RNA binding. The record is from RefSeq and is a predicted model, not a curated record. Gene Ontology annotation, cellular component: cytosolic small ribosomal subunit; ribosome. Gene Ontology annotation, biological process: translation. NCBI's taxonomy places the organism in Eukaryota, Fungi, Ascomycota, Leotiomycetes, Helotiales, Mollisiaceae. The transcript has 3 exons.
AAGAUAUCAUCAUUUUUUUAUGACUUCGAAAUCUUGACCGACAUCCUCGCCGCCGCCAACUUCACGAAUUGACCAUUACACACCCGAUCAAUUCGAAUAAUUAUGGCUGACGCACCCAGAGGCGGAGCUGCUGCUCGCGGAGGUGGAUUUGGAUCCCGAGGCGAUCGUGGAGGAGAUCGUGGACGUGGACGUGGAAGACGUGGACCUCGUCGUGGUGCCAACAAGAACGAGGAGAAGGAAUGGCAACCAGUCACCAAGCUCGGCCGUCUUGUAAAGGAUGGAAAGAUUAAGUCGAUGGAAGAGAUCUACUUGCACUCUCUGCCCAUCAAGGAGUACCAAAUCGUGGACUUCUUCCUCCCAAAGCUCAAGGAUGAGGUUAUGAAGAUCAAGCCUGUCCAGAAGCAAACUCGUGCCGGUCAACGUACUCGAUUCAAGGCUAUCGUCGUUAUCGGUGAUUCUGAGGGACACGUUGGUCUCGGUAUCAAGACCUCCAAGGAAGUCGCAACUGCUAUCCGUGCCGCCAUCAUCAUCGCAAAGCUGAGCGUUCUGCCAAUCCGAAGAGGUUACUGGGGUACAAACUUGGGUCUUCCUCACUCCCUGCCAACCAAGGAAAGCGGCAAGUGUGGUUCAGUCUCUGUUCGUCUCAUUCCUGCUCCUCGUGGUACUGGUCUCGUCGCCUCCCCAGCCGUCAAGCGUCUUCUCCAACUUGCCGGUGUCGACGACAUCUACACCUCGUCUUCCGGUUCCACCAAGACACUCGAGAACACACUCAAAGCUACCUUCGUGGCUGUCGGCAACACAUACGGAUACUUGACCCCCAACCUGUGGAAGGAGACCAAGCUUAUCCGAAGUCCUUUGGAGGAGUUUGGUGAUGUUCUCCGCGCUGGCAAGAAAUACUAGAUGGUGGGAUCUGUAUUCGGCUUGGGUCGAAUGAUCUUUUAUUUGCG